AUGAAGAGUUUUGUAUUCAUAUCGGAGGAGAUCAGCAAUGGUUUAGUACUUAUGAAGAAAAUGAGCAAAGAUGGCCUAUUGAUAAGAAUAAGCACAUGUCAUCACCCGUCGCCUACUCAACAAAUGACCAUUUUCAUAAUCCGAUCGGAGGUAUUAUUGAGUACUUAUUUCUUGGUUCCCAUGGAUUUGCGAUAUGCUGCCAAUAAUUGGAUUCAAAAGCCAACCGGUAUUCCCGAUGAAAGGAUGUUUAAAAAUCCCAUCUGGUCAACGUGGGCUAAAUAUCACGCCGACAUAACACAGCAAAAAGUACUGGAUUUCGCUCAAGAGAUCAAAUCUCACGGCUUUUCAAACAGUCAAAUAGAAAUCGACGACAAAUGGGAAGCAAAAUACGGAGACUUUUCUUUUGAUACAAAAAAGUUUCCAAAUCCUCGAGAAAUGGUUACAAAACUUAAAGAUAAUGGAUAUCGAGUGACACUUUGGGUCUAUCCCUUCAUUAAUGCCGAUUGCGAUGUAUUUAACAAAGAAAGUCAAUAUUUGAUUAAAACCCAGAAUAACUCAAUAGCUGUGAAGGACUGGUGGAAUGGAAAGGGAGGACACAUCGACUUCACCAAUAAGAAGGCUCAGCAAUGGUUUAUCUCACGCUUACAACACAUUAAAAACACAACAGGAAUCGAUUCAUUUAAGUUUGACGCGGGAGAGCUCGGAUGGAUUAGUGCAGACUUCAAAUUUAAUGAUCCGGUUAUCAAUGAAACGCCCGUCACUUUAACUCAAUUAUAUGCCGAAACUGCCUCUCAAUUGGGAGUUGUAUAUCCGAUGGCUUCAAGUGAACACUUUGAUCCAACGGCACUUAUGAUGUCAAUCGGCGGCUAUAGCUUUGUGUUGCCGGAUAUGAUCGGUGGUAACGCUUACGGGAAUUUCCCGUCAAAGGAGUUGUAUAUCCGAUGGCUUCAAGUGAACACUUUGAUGCCAACCAUUCAAUUCUCGAUCACUCCCUGGGAUUUCAAAGAAUCGUCUCAAGAAGUGAUAGAUAUCAGCAAAUCUAUGCUUAAACUUCACGAACAAUUUACUCCAUUAAUAAUAGAGUUGGCGAAGAAUUCAGUGAAAACGGGUGAACCUAUAAUGAGACCCAUUUGGUGGAUCGCACCCAACGAUCCCAAAGCUUUUCUAAUUGACGAUCAAUUUUUCGUCGGUACUGAUCUUCUCGUAGCGCCCGUUACCACAGAUAAGGCCCGAAAACGAGAUAUUUAUUUGCCUUCAGGUGAAUGGAAAGACCAGAGAGGAGUGGUUCACACCGGACCACAAACUCUCACUGAUUUUAAGGCUGAGUUAAACGAAUUGCCAUAUUUUACCAGAAAUAAUUAA
Messenger RNA from Medioppia subpectinata, 1362 nucleotides. The record is from the annotation of a GenBank genome assembly. NCBI's taxonomy places the organism in Eukaryota, Metazoa, Arthropoda, Arachnida, Sarcoptiformes, Oppiidae.